This is a messenger RNA of Dentiscutata erythropus, 525 nucleotides long. The record is from the annotation of a GenBank genome assembly. NCBI's taxonomy places the organism in Eukaryota, Fungi, Glomeromycota, Glomeromycetes, Diversisporales, Gigasporaceae.
AUGGGAAGUUAUAACAAAAGAAAGUCCGUUGAUAACUCUACACCUUCAACUCGUAGUAAAUGUUCCAAAACACUUUCAUCAUGUAGUAAAAGUAGUAAGCAUCCUAAAAAAUAUUCAUCAAAUAUUAAAAAUAAUCAUUCGGCACAGAAUAAUAAUUCUUCUAAAAUUGAUUCGUUUAUAUCAAAAACAUCAAUCUCGUCAAAUGAUAGCAAUAAUGUUUUACCUUCGUUAGAUACCUUAAUGAAUACACUUUUUAUAAAUACUCACAACUCUAUGGUGGAUCUUGAAAAAUAUGUCUGGAAGUUAGAAAAUGACUUUAAAAAGCAAAAUGAGUCGAUAGAGCAGCUGAAUAAACAAACCGAAAAAUUGGUUAAACAAUUAGAAAAGCAGGAUGAAGAAUUGAAAGUGUUAAAAACACAUUUGAAAACACAGAAUGAAGAACCAAAGAAGUAUAUAAUGUAUACACCAUUGAUUUAUAUAGUGUAUAUCGAUAACUGUCACAAAUCUUAUUGUUGGGGAUGCUAA